CGGGGCUGUCUCGGGCUCACCGGCGGGAGGUUUGAAGACCCAAGCGCGCUCAGAGGCUCCGGCAGCCGGGCUCCCGCUCCAGGGUGCGGGGCUAGCGCAGGGCCCACGGGUGGGUCCUUCUCCCGGGUCACCGAACGCUGCGUGACGAGGACACGGGCCUUGCCCGGACAAGCGACCGCGGCUCUGACCAGCGCCCCGAAGCCGCGGUGCGGCGGGCUGACUCCUGCCAGGGUGCCGGGAUAGCUUCCCGACCGCCGUGAGGGAUCAAGGCCUUAGCUGUCACGGAGCCUGGAGCUCUCGGAGAGGGAAGGGAGGCCGGAGCCCUGGCGCACACCCCAAGGCUGACGUGCCGAACCCCGGGGCACGGCCUGCGCAUGCGCAUCCCUCUGCCUUCUGCCCGCGCACGCUCGGUUCCGCAGCAACUGGUCGGGUCAUGGAGGCCUCCGGAGGUUCUGAGGGCGCCUUUCUGAAAGAUAUUGUGGCCUACGUUGAAGUAUGGUCUUCCAAAGGGACAGAGAAUUAUUCCAAGACAUUCACAAAGCAACUUGAGGAUAUGGGGGCAAAGGUUUCAAAAACGUUGAACAAGCAAGUGACCCAUGUGAUCUUCAAAGAUGGAUAUCAGAGCACUUGGGACAAAGCCCAGAAGACAGGGGCAAAGCUGGUUUCUGUCCUCUGGGUUGAAAAAUGCAGGAUGGCUGGAGCACGUGUUGAUGAAUCUUUGUUCCCUGCAGUGAAUACUGAUGAACAUUUACCAAACCUAAUUAGAAAAAAACACAAAUGUAUGCAGCCCAAAGAUUUUAUUCAUAAAACACCAGAAAAUGACAAAAGACUUCAAAAGAAAUUUGAAAAAAUGGCUGAAGAGCUUCAAAGGCAAAAGGCAGUCCUAGAUGACAAUGUUCCUGUCCUCCUGUUUGAGUCCCUGCCCUCACUGGUCUACAGCUCCCCAGUGAAUAUGAUGAAGAGGAGACUGCAAGAGAUGAAGGAGAAGAGGGAAAACCUUUCCCCUACCUCCUCCCAGAUAUUGGAGCAGUCUCAGCAGAAUCCGUGUGUCAGUCUAUUUGAAACAUCCUUGAACAGUUCUCACCAACCUUUGAGUUCAGAUGAAUCCUUUGCCAGUGUUUCCCACUUAUCCUUUGAUAGUCCCUGUGGAGAUCAAGAAAGGAAACUGGGAAGAUCUGCUAAUGACAUGGCCAGGAUGACCUGCCCUUCCUCACCUGUGCUGAAGGCAAGCAGUUCCACAUCACCCAAGCCCCUCAGGCAACCAAGUCCACAGAAAGCUCCAGACAGUCCUUCAGAGGAGAGUGUCAACUUGCAGAAAGAUGGUCUAGGUACAGUAGCUGAUUCCGAGAGAAAGCAAGCUGCAGGUGUAUCUCAGGGGAUGCUUGGUGAGAAGCACUGUCUGUCUCCUACGGAGUCUAUCCUAGAAGAACACAUAGUACAUUUGGCACCCAAGAGUUCUUUAGCAAAGAGAAAAAGGGCAUUGGACUCGGGUUCACCUCCAAAAGGAAAACUGAAGAAGAGAUGCAAGAAAAAGUCUGCUUUGGCAGUACAGUUAUUCAAGUCUGGCCACAGCCUGCAGUCCACAACUAGACUCAUCCCAGGAACUCCUGACGUUGAGGCUUCCUCGUAUGAGGACUACUUUUCUCCUGAUAAUCUCAAGGAGAGGAAUUCAGAGAGAUCUCCUUCCGAGGUUCAGCCACCAGCAAGCCCUUCUGUGUUCCACUGCAGAGGUCUCUCAAAAUGGGAGCGAACAAACAUGCUGGAAAUGUGUGAUUUUACCUGCAUUGGUAAAGAGCACAGAUCCACCAGCAUUAGUGACUUAAUUUCAAAAAGUGCUUAUAGUCUUGAGAAGCCUGACAAGGAGGAAGUGAAUUCAGCUUCCACUUGCUUGCCUUUGGUGGAGACCUCUGCUAACGACAGCCCAAGGCAUUGCAGGCAGCCUGGCCCUCAGUUGAGGGAAGACACAGGCCCAGAGGGGAGCAGCCACACCGACGACACCUUGUGUAGUCCUGCUCACCUCAUCACACCCUUGAAAGGAAGUGGUAAGGAAACCAGAGACCCAGGUGAUGGAAAAGACUCCCCCAAAGAAGGUAGCACCCGUCCUGCAUCAGCCUCUCCUGAAGAAGAAGCACACAGCUGUAAUCUCAGUUUGGGAGAGGAUUGUAAUGUGCAAAAAUCUGUAGAAGAGAAGGAGAACAUAGCCACAGGAAGUACUGAAAGUGUUAAAAAUGGACCAUGGAGGCCAGAUCCUUCAGACAGCUCUUGCACAGAACUUGUCAGACCUCAAGAGAAACCAAAGAAAUAUAAGCAAGAAGAAAAGCCAACGAGAACAUUAGUCAUGACAAGCAUGCCAUCUGAGAAGCAGGACCUCAUCAUGCAGGUGGUGAGCACGCUGAAAGGCUUUUCCUUCGUGCAUGAGGUCUGCGAGACCACCACGCACGUGCUGGUGGGGAAGUCGGUCCGUACCCUGAACGUGCUGAUGGGGAUUGCUCGAGGCUGCUGGAUUCUCUCUUACGAAUGGGUACUGUUGUCUUUAGAGUUGGGCCACUGGAUUUCCGAGGAGCCUUUUGAACUCUCCGAAACCUUCCCUGCAGCUCCGAAUUUGGAACAGCCACCUCUAGUGAGGACUUCUACAGCCACCAAGUGCUGGCAGAUGAAGACAGACCUGAUGGAGGCGGUUCCCAAGCAGAGAUCUGCCGACUUGAACGCCAUUUAUGUACCCAGCAAUACCAAGGAAGCCUCUUUGCCAAUCAGCCAAAGAUGUUCAUCGCACCAGCCAGCAGCCCUCCCAGAGCCAAGCUGUGUGAACUGGUACUCCUGUGUGGUGGCAAAGUCAGCCCAGCCCCUCAGCUGGCCAGCCUCAUCAUUGGGCCCUACAAGGGCAAGAAGGAAGCAAGGAUCCAGUACCUGUCGGAGAAAUGGGUCUUAGAUUCCAUCACCCAACACAAGGUCUGUGACUUUAACAACUACCAACUGACACAAUGAGACUGAGACAUCUAUGGUUGCUGUCUUCAACACCCAAGAAUAACAACUCUGGAGAGAAGGAACCAGCAUAGACCUUAAGGCUUGAUGUCACAUCUUACUUUAUAUGCUGUGGUUUUUAUCUUGGAGUGCGUGUGUUUGUGUGUGUAUGUGUUGCUAGAGAUGAAAUCCAAGGCUUGCUAAGUAAGCUCUACUGUUGAACUACAUGGCCAGCUUUUAUCUUUAAAACUCUUUUUAUGUAACUUAUUCAUGACUCAUUGUAUUUCAGAGAAGGCUUAGCCAACACCAGUUGGGUUCUUUAUACAGUACUAGUAAUGAUCAUGAUGAAAAGGUCAUAGAUCCUUUGUCUUCAAGAUACUUGUUCCCAAUUAUAGAAUGGAAAUUGAUUUAAAUUGCUUUAGUCCUAAACAAUCAAACAGCUCCCUAAACUCUAAAUGCUGAGAUUUUUUAUUAGAGCAUUGUGUCUAGAUAGGAAAGACGAUCAUGGAUUAUUAAGAUUACAUUUAUGUCCCUAGAGAAGCUUCUCAGAACAAUUUAGGAAGACAGGUAUGAACAUUUUGUAUACUGACACUAUCUGCCUUCUGAAUGGCUACCAUUCAGCCUCUCCUGACUGCCCUAAGGUUUCCUAAGGAAAGUCAGCUACUGGGGUAGAGUUCUGUCAAAGGUGUUCAGCCCAUGGCCCAUGUGUCAAACUUGUUCAACGGUGCCUAUGAAUUUAGCUGAUAUAAAAUUAAAAUUAUAUUUAAAAGUA
Molecule: messenger RNA, 3733 nt
Organism: Apodemus sylvaticus (European woodmouse)
Lineage: Eukaryota; Metazoa; Chordata; Mammalia; Rodentia; Muridae
Gene: Mcph1
Product: microcephalin 1
Exons: 15
Coding region: 434-2929 (831 amino acids)
Biological process (GO): mitotic cell cycle; cerebral cortex development
Source: RefSeq, a predicted model, not a curated record